Molecule: messenger RNA, 2299 nt
Organism: Poeciliopsis prolifica (blackstripe livebearer)
Lineage: Eukaryota; Metazoa; Chordata; Actinopteri; Cyprinodontiformes; Poeciliidae
Gene: wfdc1
Product: WAP four-disulfide core domain 1
Exons: 6
Coding region: 27-647 (206 amino acids)
Biological process (GO): regulation of cell growth
Cellular component (GO): extracellular region
Molecular function (GO): peptidase inhibitor activity
Source: RefSeq, a predicted model, not a curated record
GGAGGAGGACGGUCUGAAGAGCGAGCAUGCCUGGCGCGUUGGAGCUGCUGCUGCUGUCCCUGCUGGUCCUGUCCACAGGAAGUGAUGUCAGGAGGAAGAGAGGACUCUCCCAGAAGGACUACGAGUACCCGAGCCACCCGCAGUCCACGCAGCAGCAGAAGAACGACCGGUGCCCGCCGCCGCCCCAGAUGCUGCCGGAGCGGGCCUGCGACGUUCCCGGCUGCCGCUCCGACUCCGAAUGCGAGCGCCACAAACGCUGCUGCUACAACGGCUGCAUCUACGCCUGCCUGGAGUCCGUCCAGCCCCCACCGGUUCUGGACUGGCUGGUUCAGCCCAAACCUCGAUGGCUGGGAGGAAACGGCUGGCUGCUGGACGGACCGGAGGAGGUUCUGCAAGCGGAGGCGUGCAGCACCACGGAGGACGGAGACGAGCCUCUGCACUGCCCCACGGGCUACGAGUGCCACAUCAUCAACCCCGGGAGCCCCGCCGCUGGUGUCCCAAACCGCGGCCAGUGCAUCAAGCAACGCGCCAACUCCGAUGGACGAGGUUUGAGGCAUAAAUACUUUAAGGACUACAAGGACUUCUUGGGAUCCAAUUCCAACAGUGCAGUGGGCUACGAGAAGCAUCAUCACAAGCAUCUCGGAUGAAGACACGUUGCAUUUUAUCUUUUUGCAAUCAGCAUGAAAAAGCUUUGGACCAGGAAAUGAAAUUUCAGUUAUUAGCUUGUUUACUGUAGCCAUGUUCCCGCUUCAAAAUGCAAAAAGACAAAAAAGAGAAGAAAAUACUAAAACCUGUUCAUCAGCUGAUCAGAGGUUUAAAAAUAAAUCAGUUGUAAUAUCUUCUGCUGAAGCGAUUAAUCAGAUUUAUCGCAAUGAAUUUAUCAUUGAAAUAAACGUUAACUUAUAAUUAACGGGAGUAAAUAGACUCUGAAAAAAGCCGCUUCCUGAGAAGACACAGUCAAAGCAGAACUAUAAAAAUAUGAACAUUUUGCAUUAAAGAUAUAAAAAAAACACUAUUGCGUUAUCUAUAAAUCUGUUUUACCCAGAAUUUCUGGAGUGGCAGUUUUACCUUCGAUACAAAUAUUAGAAGGAUUUUUUUAGUGAUGCUAAAUAUGAUCAAAUGUUUACUGAAGGAAUCCUGUUACUGAGAUUUAGGUAAUAAAAUAUAAAUUUUCUUAUUUAAAAAAGGAAUUUAAUUCUAAUGUUGUUUAAAAUAAGCUAAAGAGGUGAAAUGAGAAAUCUGCUGAUUGUGACUCUAUUAAUCAAAUGAAGCAAUUCCAUGAAUGAAAAACCUGUGAGCAGCUGAUGAACAUCCUGUUCACAUUCUGCGUUUUGCAGCUCUUGUUUCAGCUCUGAGAUUAAAAUCUGUUUAUUCCAAUCAUCUCCUGUUAAAGCAGGAUGUUCGCCGACUUUGAUACGACCUCAGAUGUUGACCCGGUCCGGUUUGAACCUGAACCGAGACAGAUCUGAGGUCUUUGGCUCCGCCCGCCUCCUCAUCAAGCCGCCUCCUGCUAUCCAACCAAAGAAAUGCUGAAGCUGUUCAGGAAAACAAAGGAGAGGCCCGAUGUAGACCAAAGCUGUUUGUGAACAUUUUUUUUGUGUUUUCUUAUUUUUUCCCCCCAAAACAAUCCAAACAAACUGGGCAUCAGAGAAAACCAGGACCAUGUGGCGCUCGUCCUCAUUCUGCUCAGAGUUCGUAAAUCUGCAAAGCGUUAAACGGACAGCAAGCGAAUAAAUCCAGCUGCACGGCUGACAUUUCCGUUUUAAACCCCAAAAUGAUCUCAGAGUCAAAAUAAUUAGCAGAAUAAGUCCCAGAUGAGUGAAGUUUGGAAGCUGGGGUUUAUUUCAGUUAUGUAGUAAAUAAUAAAAUCUGAAUUACAAACAUGCAUGAAUAAAAGUCGGCAUAUAUCCAUAGUUUUGUUUGAAAAGAAAGUAGGUUGAAUUAGUUGUUAGAUCAAAACAAGCUGAAGUAAUAUUUUAACGAACAUCGGAUCAGUUGUUUACGUUCUAACAAGGACAUAAAAGCUGAUAUUUAGUACGAUAAUAAAACUUCUGAAAGUGUUGCUCACAGAUUUCCAGUAAUAAAUCUGAACAUUUAUUUGCUUUUAUUUGGAAAGUGAAGCAGCUUUACGCUCUGUUCACAUGCUGUUCUGGUUUUUACUGCCUAACAAGAAUAAGCUGAAAACAAAUCGAAUGUUUCUCUCUGACUGGUGCUGCGUUUUAGUUUAAUAAACCUAAUGACUCAAACCUGUCCCUUUUGUCAUCCUCAAGAUAAAAUUAAAUCUGUUUUUUCACCUGUU